CAUCAUUCGACUUAAAUAAUUGUAAUAAUCAACAUGAUCGCCAAGGUCACUCUCCUCGCCUGCCUUAUCGGCUUGGCAUAUGCCAGUGGCAUUGGCAACACUGGCUUGGGAGCCUAUAGCGGUCUUGGCUACGGUGGGCUCAGCGGCCUCGGCGGAUACGGUGGUCUUGGCGGCCUUGGCGGCUACGGCGCGUAUGGCAACGGCUAUGGCGCCGGUUACGGUGGCUACGGAGCCGGUUACGGCGGCUACGGAGCCGGUAACGGUGGCUACGGAGCUGGUUACGGUGGCUACGGAGCCGGUUACGGUGGCUACGGAGCUGGUUACGGCGGCUACGGAGCCGGUUACGGCGGCUACAGUUCAGUCCACCCUGGUGGCGCGACGUCUUACGUUAACAUUGUCAAGCACAUUACUCCUAAGGCCGGCUACAACGGAUUGUACGGAGGAGCUGGUUACGCCGGAGCCGGUGUAAAUGGCUUGGGAUAUGCAGGUGCUGCUGGCUGGCCAUCUAAUGCUGCCGGUUGGCCUAACGCCGGCGUUCCCUACGCUGGCGGUUACGGCGGCUACGGCGCUGGUUACGGCGGCUACGGCGCUGGUUACGGUGGCUACGGCAACAAUGGUUGGUAAAUAAAGAAGCUGGCAAUUGUUCGAUCAUUCAAUGUUUUAAUUAGACUGAUGAUACUUGAAUGCAAAUGAUGAAUGAAAUAUUA
Molecule: messenger RNA, 707 nt
Organism: Ostrinia furnacalis (Asian corn borer)
Lineage: Eukaryota; Metazoa; Arthropoda; Insecta; Lepidoptera; Crambidae
Product: ctenidin-1-like
Exons: 2
Coding region: 34-624 (196 amino acids)
Source: RefSeq, a predicted model, not a curated record